AUGGCUUUUCAAUUGGACGAUCUCCUACGAGACGACAAAAGGGAUGGAAAUUUAAUUCCAGACUUGAGUAAGGCAACAUGUAAUUCACAAGAAGAAUUCCGACGUCUUCGUGAACGUUGUCCUGAGUAUAAAAUAAAACCAGAAAAGGUAAAGCGUGAAGAUAUAAAGGUACGGGAUAAAGAUUUCUCAUGGAAAACAACAAAGAAGGAAUUGAAAUCUAUUGAGCGAGAAUGGGGAUAUGGUGAUCCAAUACCGCCGGAUAUGAAAAGUCUCAAUCUUCAAGAGCUUCAGCAAGUCGCUAUUGAUUGGAGAAUGUUGACACCUUUGAGACCAAAGCUUAGACAAGAUGAAGAAAUGUUCUCACGAUUGGUGGAGAUGGGUAAAAUGGAAAUCAAAACAUUAGCAAGAGAGCGACGCAGAAUGUCGAUAAGUCCUAUAAGAAGAAGUAAAACUCGUGUGGGUAUUAUUGAAAGCAGUGUAAAAAUAUGUGGUGAAUGCGGAGAAGAAUUUUGUUUCGGCGAAUCUUGCGGUGAUAUAUUAUAUGAUUCAUUUAUACGAGUUAUCGUCAUUCCGACACAAAAUAAAGUCAAAGUAUCGGAGGAUACUGCGGCGAUUAUUGCGAAUAUGAACAAUGGUAAAGGUAAGAAGAAAAAGAAGAAAAGUGUCAGGGGUAAAGUUUCUGUCCAAGUUAAAAGAGGUUCUAAAUUAAUGGGCAGGAGGAAAAUUAAAAAAAAUAAAAGUAACGAGACAAAGUCAAGUACUAAAAUUAAAAAUGAUGACACAAGUGACGUUAAAAUUAAAAAAUUUAAAAGAAAGUGUAGUAAAUAUACAAAAAAAGGUGGAUUGUCACCAAAAUAA
This is a messenger RNA of Microplitis demolitor, 858 nucleotides long. RefSeq lists its product as uncharacterized. Bases 1 to 858 code for a protein of 285 amino acids. The record is from RefSeq and is a predicted model, not a curated record. The transcript is spliced from 3 exons. Lineage: Eukaryota; Metazoa; Arthropoda; Insecta; Hymenoptera; Braconidae.